UAACGAUGGCGCACAAUUAUAUUGUGACUGCCCAGAAACCAACAGCGGUUACCGCUUGCGUUACCGGAAACUUUACCUCUCCGAACGAUCUAAAUCUGAUUGUGGCGAAAUGUUCCCGGUUAGAAAUUUACCUCGUAACACCGGAAGGGUUGCGGCCAAUCAAAGAGAUAGGAAUCAAUGGGAAAAUUGCCGUAAUGAAGUUGUUCCGUCCGGCGGAAGAAAAAAAAGAUUUAAUAUUCAUCCUCACCAGCCGGUACAAUGCGAUGAUUUUGCAGUGUGCAGUACAGGGUGACGAUAUCGAAAUCAUCACAAAAGCGCACGGUAAUGUGUCGGAUCGCGUUGGCAAACCGGCCGAAACCGGCAUACUGGCGGUGAUCGAUCCGAAGGCACGCGUCAUUGGUAUGCGGCUGUACGAGGGGUUGUUUAAGAUUAUACCGCUGGACAAGGAUACGAACGAGCUGAAAGCGACCAGCCUACGGAUGGAGGAGAUGCACGUACAGGAUGUGGAGUUUCUGUACGGCACGGCACAUCCGACGAUGAUCGUUAUCCAUCAGGACAUUAACGGGCGGCACAUUAAAACGCAUGAGAUCAGUCUGAAGGAUAAGGAAUUUACGAAGAUCGCUUGGAAGCAGGAUAACGUUGAAACGGAAGCGACGUUGCUGAUCGCGGUUCCGAUGCCACUCGGUGGUGCGAUCGUGAUUGGACAGGAAUCGAUCGUGUAUCACGAUGGAGAUAGUUAUGUGGCGGUUGCUCCGGCGAUCAUUAAGCAGAGUACGAUCAAUUGCUACGCACGGAUCGACAGUAAAGGAUUGCGAUAUUUGUUGGGAAAUAUGGCGGGCAAUCUGUUUAUGAUGUUCCUGGAGACGGAGGAGAACGCCAAAGGGCAAACGACGGUACGAGACAUUAAGGUGGAGCUGUUGGGUGAAAUAACGAUUCCCGAGUGUAUCACGUAUCUGGAUAAUGGUGUGCUAUUUAUCGGAUCGCGGCACGGUGAUUCGCAGCUGGUUAAGUUGAAUACGACGGCGGGCGAAAAUGGCGCGUACGUAAUGCUGAUGGAAACGUUCACUAAUCUAGCGCCGAUCGUGGACAUGUGUGUGGUGGAUCUGGAGCGUCAGGGCCAGGGACAGAUGAUUACUUGCUCGGGAAGCUUCAAGGAAGGUUCGUUGCGUAUCAUACGCAAUGGGAUCGGCAUUCAAGAGCAUGCGUGUAUCGAUCUGCCGGGCAUCAAGGGUAUGUGGGCGCUUCGCAUUGGAAUUGAAGAUUCACCGUACGAUAAUACGUUGAUCCUGUCGUUCGUUGGCCAUACCCGUGUUCUGGAGCUUUCGGGCGACGAGGUAGAGGAAACGGAAAUUCCCGGCAUUCUGGGUGAUCAGCAAACGUUCUACUGUGCGAACGUUUCGCACGGGCAAAUUCUACAGAUAACACCAACCUCGGCGCGUCUUAUUUCUUGCGACAAUAAGGCAAUGACCUGCGAAUGGAAACCACCGGACGGUAAGCGGAUCGGUGUGGUAGCUGCCAACACAACGCAGAUUGUAUGUGCUUCGGCACAGGACGUCUAUUACGUUGAGAUCGAAAAUGGCAAGCUGGAAUACAAAGCCCAAACGACGCUCAAGUAUGAAGUCGCCUGUCUGGAUGUGUCACCGCUCGAUGAAAAUGCAACCCGAUCGGACUUUGUGGCGGUUGGUCUGUGGACGGACAUUUCGGCGUGCGUCCUAAAGGUCCCAACGUUGGAGCUACUGCACGAGGAAAAGCUUGGUGGUGAAAUAAUCCCACGCUCGAUCCUGAUGGCCGCAUUCGAGAGCAUUAACUACUUGCUGUGCGCGCUGGGCGAUGGAUCGAUGUAUUACUUCGUGCUGAACAAAAGCACCGGCAACUUGAAGGAACAGAAAAAGGUUACGCUCGGUACGCAGCCAACGAUUUUGAAAACGUUCCGUUCGCUGUCCACUACGAACGUGUUUGCCUGCUCGGAUCGUCCGACGGUUAUUUACAGCUCCAACCACAAGCUCGUCUUUUCGAACGUUAAUCUAAAGGAGGUGAACCAUAUGUGUUCGCUGAAUGCGGAAGCUUAUCAGGAUUCGCUCGCCCUUGCCACGCGCAACUCGGUCAUCUUCGGGACGAUUGAUGAAAUUCAAAAGCUACACAUACGCACGGUACCGCUCGGCGAGUCACCGAGACGGAUUGCGUACCAGGAAGCGUCACAAACGUUCGGUGUCAUUACGUUCCGGAUGGAUGUGCAGGAUUCGAGCGGUUUAACGCCGGCACGCCAGAGUGCCUCAACGCAGACGAACAACAUUACCCAGUCGAGUGGUAUGGGACUGCUAAAGCCGGGCGCGGCCAGCAAUACCGAGUUUGGCCAGGAGGUGGAAGUACACAAUCUGCUGAUUAUCGAUCAGAACACGUUCGAGGUACUGCACGCCCAUCAGUUCAUGCAAUCCGAGUACGCACUGUCGCUGAUGUCGGCCAAGCUGGGAAACGAUCCGAACACGUACUUUGUGGUCGGUACCGGGUUGGUUAAUCCGGAAGAGCCGGAACCGAAAAUUGGACGUAUCAUCAUCUAUCGGUACGCGGACAAUGAGCUGAAGCUGAUCAGUGACAAGGAGGUGAAGGGUGCGUGCUAUUCGCUGGUCGAGUUUAAUGGGCGGGUACUGGCGUGCAUUAAUUCUACCGUCCGGCUGUACGAGUGGACCGACGAUAAGGAUCUCCGGCUAGAGUGUAGCCAUUUCAACAACAUACUGGCGCUGUACUGCAAAACGAAAGGGGACUUCAUACUGGUCGGCGAUCUGAUGCGUUCGAUCACGCUGCUGCAGUACAAACAGAUGGAGGGUAGCUUUGAGGAGAUUGCACGCGAUUACCAACCAAACUGGAUGACGGCCGUCGAAAUACUCGACGACGAUGCAUUCCUCGGCGCCGACAACAGCCACAAUCUGUUCGUCUGCCUUAAGGAUAGUGCAGCCACCACGGACGAAGAGCGACAGCAGAUGCCGGAGGUGGCCCAAUUUCAUCUGGGCGAUCUGGUCAAUGUAUUCCGCCACGGUUCGCUCGUAAUGCAAAACAUAAGCGAACGCACCACUCCAACGAACGGUUGCGUACUGUUCGGCACGGUAAGCGGUGCGAUCGGGCUGGUAACGCAAAUUCAGAGCGAUUUCUACGAGUUCCUUCGGAAGCUACAGGAAAACCUUACCAACACGAUCAAAUCGGUGGGCAAGAUUGAUCAUUCGUAUUGGCGCAGUUUUCACACCGAUUCGAAGAUGGAACGGUGUGAAGGUUUCAUCGAUGGCGAUUUGGUCGAAAGCUUUCUCGAUCUGAGCCGCGAAAAGAUGCAGGAAGCGUCAAUGUUGCUCGAGAUCGAUGUGGAUGGUUCGAAGCGUGAGGCCACGGUCGAUGAUAUCAUUAAACUGGUGGAAGAUCUUACCAGAAUACACUAGAG
Messenger RNA from Anopheles maculipalpis, 3427 nucleotides. RefSeq names its product DNA damage-binding protein 1 (gene pic). Gene Ontology annotation, molecular function: protein binding; nucleic acid binding. Gene Ontology annotation, cellular component: nucleus; site of double-strand break. The transcript has 5 exons. The record is from RefSeq and is a predicted model, not a curated record. Bases 6 to 3425 code for a protein of 1139 amino acids. Gene Ontology annotation, biological process: proteasome-mediated ubiquitin-dependent protein catabolic process; DNA repair. Lineage: Eukaryota; Metazoa; Arthropoda; Insecta; Diptera; Culicidae.